Periconia digitata is the source of this 1308-nucleotide messenger RNA. Lineage: Eukaryota; Fungi; Ascomycota; Dothideomycetes; Pleosporales; Periconiaceae. The record is from the annotation of a GenBank genome assembly.
UACGAACAACACACCUCGACAUCACCAAUACAUAUCGUCUAUCCAGGAGAACUGACAUCCCUUCCUUCAACCAACUUGAUCAUCAUGGCCUACCAAAAAUCACAACCGCGUUACGGACACUGCGACUCGUACUUUGUCGAGUCUCAAGAAGACGGCAUUUACGCUGCUAGAGCAGAGGCGAGGGAACGCGCACGAGCAAUUGCUCGUAUGCAGCAGCGUGCAAUCGCAGAGGAGUUGUCAAGAUUGACUGCCGAUGAGUAUCAAGAGGACGUCCUAGCCCAUAUGGAGUACAUGGAGACUCAAACUCUCCCCGAUGUGAACUCCAUUGACAUUCAGACGGAGAUUCAAUGGUUCAUGCGCCCAUAUCUCCUUGACUUCCUCGUCGAAGCUCACGCCGCAUUCCAAUUGCUCCCCGAGACUCUCUUCCUCGCCGUCAAUCUCCUGGACCGUUAUUGCUCACGCCGUGUUGUGUACAAGCGCCAUUAUCAGUUGGUCGGUUGUGCUGCUCUCCUCAUCGCCGCCAAGUAUGGUGACAAGAAGGAUCGUGUGCCCACUGUCCGCGAGCUCAAGUCCAUGUGUUGUUCGCUUUACGACGAUGAAAUGUUCACACAGAUGGAGUGGCAUGUUCUGCAGACCUUGAACUGGAUCAUCGGACACCCGACUAUCGAUGGCUUCCUGCAAAUGGCUCUCUUGGAAGGCCCCUGCGAUCCCGAGGUCGAACACAUGACUUUGUACAUUGCCGAGAUCGCUUUGUUCCACAAGGAAUUUGUUUCUACCAAGCCCUCUGUUCUUGCAAAGUCCGCUCUCGCGCUUGCAAGGUGUAUAUUGUCCCGCAACCAACAGAGCACCUCUGACUGGUCUGGCGCUUACGACCCGCAGACAGUCAUGGGUUUGUCCAACCACUUGUAUACACCCUCCCAGGUGCUUUCUCGCAAAUACUCGUCAAUGCAUCUCUCCAACGUCUCCAACGUCGUGGAUGAGUUCCUCCAACGCCAAGCCCAAAACUCUCGACGAGAGGCUGCUCCUCCCACACCUCCUGCUACUGUUGUUAUGGAUGAGCGCAAGCCUGUCAACGGCGUGUAUGGUCCUCACACCCCUCAAAAGACGCAAUACGGCGCUGCUGUUGUACAAAACGGAUGCAUGACCCCACCCAUCACUCCCGAGAACGAACAGUUCGCGUAUGGCACCGUUCCCAAGUCUCAACCCAACGGUCAUGCGUACCCUACCACCCCGACCCCUGACCACCCUGCCAAUGUGCACCAGGCUCAGUACUACAACGCAUCCUAUGUACAACCACAGCAGUACUAA